Benincasa hispida (wax gourd) is the source of this 570-nucleotide messenger RNA. Its product is annotated as complex 1 protein, LYR family protein. The record is from RefSeq and is a predicted model, not a curated record. Lineage: Eukaryota; Viridiplantae; Streptophyta; Magnoliopsida; Cucurbitales; Cucurbitaceae.
AAACAGAACCACAAUAAUGAAGGACUCGUGGUAGUUAAGGACUUGAAGAAGAAGGAACUUUGUUGGCCCUAGAAGCGGUCAGACGGCGGCGAAUUUUGAUCGGAGAGAAAUGGAGAAGGCCCUGAGAAUAUACGGCGAAGUUUUGAGGUUAGUGCGGCGGUUACCUAAGGACUCGAGGCCUUACUACGCCAAGUACGCUCGAGAGAAUUUCGUCAACUACAGAGAAGUCGAUGCGAACGAUGCCAAAUCCCUAGAAGAACUCUUCCACAGAGCUUACAAGCACUCGCUUUGGGUUCUGAACAAGUAUUCGGUGGAUGGAUCUGCGGCGGAUAAACUGAAGGAGAUCUGUUAUAGUUAGUGAAACUGAAGGAGCUUUUCUGCCAGCCCUAAAGGAUCCGCGUCGGAUUUUACAGUUGAAACUCCGGCGGUGGCGGGCUUGAAUUCUGAUCAAUUCAGUAGAGGUAGGGAAUUGAAGGAUUAUGGAUUUGUAAUGAAAGUGGAGAUGUAAAUUGCUGUGUUUUUGAAUGUUGGAUUUGCGUAAAAUAAUAAAGAUUUGAAGUUUGCAUGAAA